AUAAGCUUAAUUAUACUAUUAACCCUAUCAAUAACCGUAGUUAUUAUUAUCUAUACCAUCAACACACUUAUAGUUACCAAACCAGAUAUCAACAAACUCUCACCAUACGAAUGCGGAUUUGAUCCACUAGGUGACGCACGAUCCCCAAUUUCAAUCCAGUUCUUCCUAGUAGCCAUCCUAUUUAUUCUAUUCGACCUAGAAAUUGUCCUCCUCCUCCCAAUCCCUUGAAGCAUAAACACUAACCCACCCCUGACCUCAGUCACUCUUACUAUAAUCCUAUUAACCCUACUAGCACUAGGACUUAUAUACGAAUGACAUCAAGGUGGACUGGAAUGAACAGAAU
Python bivittatus (Burmese python) is the source of this 343-nucleotide messenger RNA. The record is from the annotation of a RefSeq genome assembly. NCBI's taxonomy places the organism in Eukaryota, Metazoa, Chordata, Lepidosauria, Squamata, Pythonidae.